AUGCCGGUGGUUGGGACGGUUGAUGUGGCGGUCCACCUGCAUCGUGUCCACAACAUAGAUUUGUUCUGUCGGGGAGUGUACUAUCUCCGAACGUCGGUGCUGCUCUCUUCGAAGGACAAGGCACAGGAGCACCAGCAUGCCGUACCAGCAGCAGCCCACGCCAACAACACCCAAGGCGCCGGCAGCGGAGAAAGCUCGGGGAGCAAGCAAGCGGGAGCCCACGGCAUCCCUUACAUGUGUCUCGCGCAGUGUGACGACAUGGGCACUACAGUCGCGCAUCGUAAGGUGCCCCCCAUGAAGGAACCUCGCCUCCAAGGAUAUCGAGACGAAGAGCUGGAGCUGGGAGAGGUUGUCAACUUCCAACUCCCGGUAGAGCUAGACGCGGGCAGACGGUGGCUCGAGGCAGGCCAAACACUGGUGCUGCAGAUGGAGCUCAUGUUUUCGAAGCUUGCUUCCCUCGAGGCAGACACUAACACCUCCAAGAAGGCCACGAAUGGCGUGGGCGGGGAGGCUAGCGGCGGCGCAGCCGAGGAAGAGGAGGACGACGAUGAGGACGUGCUCGACUUGGAGCCGGUUGCUGUGCAGCGCUUCGAGGCAUCGCUCAGCGCCGGCCAUUGGGGCCUGCACGCUUACGUGCCUGUGACGUUCAGUGGCGUCCAUUUUGUCCGGGUGGAUUGCAUGGUCCACGGGGUUCUGCGGAACCUCAAGCUCGAGGCGCCGAAAACCGGCGACGAGGUACCGCUACGGCCGAUCACCGCCGGUGCCCAAGCUUCGCUAGAGGCUGACGGACCAGCCGCUGCGACACAAACAACGCAGCGUAAGGCGGCGGCGUUGCCAGGAGGCGCUCGGGAGGACGAUCUGGAGGAGAGCUCGCCGGCUAGCCUCGUACGCCUUGAGUCGCGGGACAGCGGCAGCGAUAAUAACGCCUCCGAGGGAGCGACGCGGGGGGCGGAAGCGGAGGAGGCGUGUCCGUCGUCGUCGGCGGCGGCGUUGUCCUCGACUCCUUCCACUCCCAAGUAUACGUGGUUCUCCCUGUACGAUGAGCAAGGAGCGGGAGCCAGGAGGAUGUCUAACCCGCGAGUCGACGGCUCCGAUGCCACGGCCGGAGGGAAGGCCGGCUCUGUCGACAACAAUGGCGCUGGCGGCGGCGGUGGUGGUGGUGCUGGGCCUGAUGCGUCCACGCCACCCCCGAAAAAGGCCGAGGGGUCGUGGAGAUGGGGUUGGGGCCGAAAGGGAAGCGCUUUGAAAACGGCGGCGGCGACAGCUGUAGCGAAACCCGGAGAGCGGGAGGGCGCCAAGACCGACUCCGCUGCAGGAGCAUCGGCAGCAGCAGCAGCAGGGGCAGCAGGAGCAGGAGGAGCACAAGAAGAAGAAGGAGCAUUGGCCCCGUCGGCUGGCAAGGAGACCGCUGCUGGUGUCGGCUGUUCCGGUGGGCAAGUCGAGGUGUCGGGGGGCGACGAGGACGAAACGGGGGAGGGCGGAGAGGGGCGACAGGUGCCGUCGGUGCUGGAAGGCGAGCCGUCUGCCGGGAAAGAGGACGCGGACGGGGCGUCGGCGGCGGUGGCGGCGGGUAAGAGGCUGGCGGAGAGCGUGGGGCGCGAGAGAAAGAGGCUGAGGAGAAAGGACGUCUACUCGUACUUCAUUAUGCCGCUGAUGCGGGCGCUGGAGUUGCAAACGGGCACGACGUUGUGGCUCCGCAAGUUGCUAGAGGCCAACGGCUCGAAGGAGAUACCGGCGUCCGCGGUGCCGCUUUGGGUGCCGCCGGACCCGAGCUGCGAGGAGGACGUGACGAGGGUGCUCGGCCGGCUGUUCGCCCCCUCGACCGACAUCGCAAGCGUUAGCGAGGACGAGCAGGAGCAGGAGCAGUCAGGCCCCCUUGCAGGAGGCAACACCUGUGGGCCAGGUACGCCUAGGGCUAAGGGCACUAACGGCGCGCCGCCGAUUUCGGGAGCACCCCACGGGUAUUACAUGCCCCCUGCCCCUGCCAAGGUGGCGUACCCGGCUCUGAUUAACCGUUACUGCGGCGGGGUCAGCAAGGCCCGCAACGGGGACGCGAGCGUAGGCCGGCGGCCGUGCUGGCUGGACAGCGACGACAAGACGUGCGCGGCGCUGGAGCGAGACGUGCACGCCCUGGCGAUGCUGGUGUUCGUGGAGUGGAGGGAGUUCGUCUCCGCGCUCCCUGGUUGUGGCGCGGUGCUCUCGAAGGAAACCUCUGCCUUGUGGUUCGCCCAGCUACGACAGCGCUGGGCGUGCCAAGCGACACUCCACACGUCGUCAGCCACGCAGCCACUCUCUCUGGACCCGGCCGCCGCCACCGCCGCCGCAGAACCGGGCACCCGGCCCCCGUCUCCCGCGCUGGACGGCUCGGGCCGGGCCUCCAAGUUGCCGACCUCGGAGCCAGAGUCUCCCCGCCUGUCACGGCUGGAGCCAGAGAUUGCGGCCGACCAUUUCGGGGCCGCGGUCCGGAUGGCGUGCGCGGACGCCUCGGCCCCUUACAAGCUCCCUCUCCGGGACCAGCACAUGUUUCCGGACGGCGACGUGGGGCUCCCGGUUUGCCUCGUUCAGCGGUACGACUAUGCCCCCAAGGAGGAAGAGGGCGGCGGCGGCCGCGGUAGGAAAGCGGUGCGGGAGAUUAGGCAGGGGUCGGGCGGCGGUGGUGGCCUUGCGGACGCGACCGUGGACAAUGAGAAGCUGGUCGUGGACGAGGAUCGCUCCCGCUCCCAGUCUCCGGUGAAGCCGACUGCGGCGGCGGCGGCGGCGGCCGUCGAGCGGUUCGGGGGAUCGGGCCGACGGGGCAGGUCGAGGUCAUCGUCUCCGCCUGGGAUGCAAAUGAUGGUGGCAGCGGCCGCUACCGGUGGCGGCGGCGGCGGCGGCGACUCCGGGGCGGGAGGCGGGAGGCGGGGAGAGAAACCCUUCCGCAGUCUGAGCCCGCUGCUCACCAAGGGGAAGGUUUUCUUUUCUCCGGGGGGUAAGGCACGCUGGCCAUCGUCCAAGUCUCCGGCAAGAAAUCAUCGCCGCUCGGCGGCGGCGGCGGCGGCGGCGGCGGCGACGGCUGGCGAGGGUGCGGAUGACGCCGUUGGUAACGCUGCCGCUGCUGCUGCCGCCGGUAGUUGCAGGAACGACGGUGACCGAAGUGAGAAAGACGAGGAUGAUGCGGGUGGCGCAGGCGACGGGAGCAGCGGCGGUAGUAGCAGCCCCAGCGGUUCAAGCGACGCCAGCGGAGCCGAGUCUGCUGGCAAAGGCGCGGAGGAGACAACCGGCCGCGAUGCCGAAAUCCCGGCGCCCGGGGUCGCGCCGGAGGCCGCUUUUACGGACAGCCGACACGUCAAAACGGCCGUGCUCCCGCCCCCGCCCCCGCCUCCCCCGACGCCGUACAGCACGCCACCGCCACCAUCAUCAUCGUCACGGCGAGGGGGCGAGGGGCCGAAGCCCCGCGGCCCGUCGACGCCAGUUAAGGGGGGUGUACUUCAGGCGUCGUCGCCGUUGCGCAAGACCCCGGUGGCGUCCCCGGCGCGACCGCCUCUCAAGCCAAUGGCCGCGGAGCAGCAGCAGAAGCAGCGGGAGCUACGCCGCGAAGAAUCCAGCAGCUCCGCGGCGGGAGGAGACACGGGCGGCAACGGGAGGCGGGCGGGCGGAAGGCCGUCGCUGCUGGACGGGGUGGAGCAAUCGAGCGACCUAGGCGCCUUCUUCAGGCAGGGGGAGGCCGGCGGGAGGCGGCGGAGGGGUCGGCGCCUGUCGCCGAGGAGGAGAGGGGCGGGGUCGCUCGCGCCGGGGGUUUUGCGGCGGUCUUCCCCCCGACGGACCCGCGCCUUCGCCGGUGGUGGCGGGGGUGAGAAGGACCAGGAUGAGGACGAGGAAGAGGAGGAGGAGGAGGAGGAGGGGGUGGAAGACGAGGAGGAGGAGGAGGAACAUGGAUGCGGUGCAGGCGUGGGAGUGCACGUGAUUGUCCUUCAUCAUGGCUACUGCGGCUCCUCCAUGGACAUGCGGCUCAUCAAGAACUACAUCAGGAUUUUUGCGCCAGACGCCCUGGUGUUGAACGCUGAGUCCAACGAGCGGGACCCUCACACAUCGAUGAAGAUGAUGGGGGAAAAGCUCGCCAAGGAAGUUCACCGGUUUCUGUUGGUCCGAGCGCGGAGCCUUCUCCUACCGGGUGGCCAGGGUCGGCUGUCGUUCAUCGGCCACAGCGCGGGGGCGGUCAUUAUUCGGGUGGCGCUUUCCUCUCCAUCCCUGCAGCCGGCGCUGGGUCGGCUGCACAUGUUCGUGUCGCUGGGGUCCCCGCACCUGGGAACGGUGUACGGGGCGAGCGGGAUCGUGAGGACAGGAAUGUGGGCAAUGAAGAGGUGGACGAAGAGCGCUCUCUUGGAGGAGCUGGGUCUAACGGAUGCCCCCCGGCCUCGCGAUACCCUCCUGUGCUGGCUCAGCCAGCAGCCGGGGCUGGAGUACUUCCGGCAUGUGGUGCUGGUCUCGGCGGAUAAGGACGGCUACGUCCCAUCUCAGUCUGCCAGAAUACAGAUGUGCGAUGCGUCCCUACGCGAUGCCAAGAGAGAGGUGCCGCACGGACAGGUGGUGUGUGAAAUGGCGAGAGCUCUGCUUGAGCCCAUCAACGAUGAUAGCUUGUAUCGACUGCAUCUGUGGGGAGGAGAGAGACAGCCAAACGCCGGGGGCGGGGGAAUGGACGAGUACAUCGGCCGGACAGCGCACAUCUCCAUGAUGGAUUCUCCCAGCCUCGUAUGUUUGCUCCUGUGCACGCUGCUCGACCUGAUUCGAUGAUGGCAUGUGCUCUGCUGAUGGCACAAAAAAACAAGCCUUCCAAGCGUUGGGUUGGAGACCGCCGGGUCGGCGUGUAUUGCGCGCCACCCACAAGGCAGCAGUCGCAGUGAUUGUUUGGCGAUUGAUGGGUGUUGUUGGGGGUUUGUAGUGUAAUUAUUUUUUUGUUUUUCGACGCUUUCUUUGUGGUUCACCUUGCAUGGGUGUGUCGUAGUAUCGUCCCCUUUUCCGACAAGCUGCAUCAAUCCGCAGAGUAAGUUGACGGGGGGGGGGGCGGGGGGGGGGGGGUGCCUUUGCCCCAUACUUUUCGGAUGGAUCAUUUUGAACACAAAAAGGAAGUGGAAUGCCGCUUGUUCCUCAUGACGCAAAAAAGUAGUUAUUUAUUCCUUGCAUGUGAGUGGUAUGAUAGGUUGGAUUUUGUUCAAGCCAACAAUUUUUGACAGUCUAGAACAACAGCUUGCGCCUCACGAAGGAACUCCUCUGUGUGUGUGUUUUUUUUUUUUUUCGUUACUCGUUACUAGUUUUCGUCUUGCCACUGCUGAGUAAAAAGUGGAGAACCCAUCCCUACUCUCCAAGCAUUGUUGCGGGAGAUGCCCCGGAUAGAUAAGUCUGUCUCAGCAUCGGAUGGACGGAUGGACAGUGCGAGAAUGAACCAAUCAGUGCACGACGUUUGUCGGCAAGCUUAUGUUACUGUUUCAGGGCAAGGCAAGAAAGAGUGCUGCUCGGGGAUAUGCGGGCGUUAAGCGUUGUUGUUAACGAUGGUGCCCCUUGUGGGCGGUUGGUUGCUCUUCUUGAUGGUGCCCCUUGUGGGCGGUUGGUUGCUCUUCUUGUUGUAGGAUGGUAGCUCUCAGCUCUCAACCGGGAAGACAUGCGUAGAUAGAUAGGGAGGAGGGACCAUACGGGCGUCCCCAUGCCCAAGGCGGCGGCGAUGAUAGUGAUCAUUGCUUCCGAUGGAGGAAGUGGAGAUAGAUUUGUCGUGUAGCGUUUCUGUCACACCCGCUCUUCCUGGAAUGCAGAGAGAGGGAAAGCUUACAAGCGGGAGCUUUGGGAAACUGUCGUAGAUGUUGGCUGAAACAUAAUGGCCUGUCUGUGUGGUGACCCGUGUGCUUCGUGUGAAAUAUACUUCUAUACAAUAGCCUGGAUGAAAAGGCCGCUCAUGUCAUUGGUUGGAGUUGAGAGUUGAGAGGAAGUACGGCGGCACGGGAGAGACAGAGAGAGAAAGGUGCAUGGGGCACCUCAACCCCCACCCGUGAAGUUUCUUGUGGUGCUUCUUUCACCCAUCCAUCCAUGCGGUGAUGAUGUACGUGUGUGUGCUUUUUAUUUUCAUUCCAACAUUUGACUCUGCGCAUGUAUGUUCCU
Molecule: messenger RNA, 6126 nt
Organism: Ectocarpus siliculosus
Lineage: Eukaryota; Phaeophyceae; Ectocarpales; Ectocarpaceae
Source: the annotation of a GenBank genome assembly